This is a messenger RNA of Coccinella septempunctata (seven-spotted ladybird), 2835 nucleotides long. It is a transcript of the gene rdgA, whose product is annotated as eye-specific diacylglycerol kinase. Gene Ontology annotation, biological process: lipid phosphorylation; diacylglycerol metabolic process; intracellular signal transduction. Gene Ontology annotation, molecular function: ATP-dependent diacylglycerol kinase activity. The transcript has 15 exons. The record is from RefSeq and is a predicted model, not a curated record. The coding region runs from base 79 to 2544 and encodes 821 amino acids. NCBI's taxonomy places the organism in Eukaryota, Metazoa, Arthropoda, Insecta, Coleoptera, Coccinellidae.
UAUUUCCCCAAAGAAAACUGAAUUUCAUUCAAAUAAGGUUCAGCAAUUGCAAGUUUAGUGUAAAAGAAAAUAGAGGAAAUGGACCCAAAAAAAUUCGAAGAAAUGGAAGAUGAGGAAAAUGAUGGCGAUUUCACGGAAGAACAUCGAACAACCCCUGACUGGAGUGAAAACGCCCGAAAGGCCGACCAUUUAUGGGUGGCUUCGAAUGUUUCUGGGGAUUUCUGUUACGUAGGAGAAUCAAACUGCUUGAGAACUGGACCGAGGGCAAAAUGUUCUUCAUGCAGUAUAGUAGUUCACCAAAACUGCUUGGACCAUAAGAAAUUGACCUUCAGAUGUAGGGCUACAUUUGAAAACAAGCCUCCUAGCCACUACAGAAAGACGCAUAUGGUUCAUCAUCAUUGGGUUCGUAGAUUUUCCGAAAAAACUAGAUGUCAACACUGUUCAAAGAAUUUUCAGUGCAAAAUCUCAUUCAGUUCUAAGGAAUUUAUAUCUGUGAGCUGCACUUGGUGCAAGGUCGCUUACCACAAUAGAGAUUCCUGUUUCAGUGCCGACAAAAAACAAGAAGAAUGUAGUUUAGGUGCACAUAAAAGUAUUAUAGUGCCGCCACAUUGGAUACUGAAAUUGCCUAAGGAGAAAAGUUCUGACAUACCUGGGAAUCAAAACGAAUCCGGAAAUAAGAUUCGCCAGGAAAACCUGUUCUUGAUUAGAUCUAUUCCGAAUUCCGAGAUCAGACCACUUAUUGUUUUUAUCAAUCCAAGAUCUGGUGGUAAUCAAGGCUUACGAUUGUUGCAAAAAUUUCAAUGGUUACUCAAUCCCAGGCAAAUUUUUGACUUGACACAAGGCGGUCCUAAAUUGGGACUAGAAAUGUAUAGGAAUGUUCACAACUUGAGAGUUUUGGCUUGUGGUGGAGACGGAACAGUGGGAUGGGUUCUAAGCGUAAUAGAUCAAAUUGGAAUGACACCAGCCCCUGCUGUAGGUGUGUUACCAUUAGGUACAGGAAAUGAUCUGGCAAGGGCUCUUGGAUGGGGUGGCGGCUACACGGAUGAACCAGUAUCCGAAAUAUUAUCAAAUAUGAGCAACAGUCAGCCGGUUUUUCUCGACAGAUGGCAUGUUCAUGUAGAAAAAAAUCCCAACUCCGAUGCGAAUGAAGAAAAUGGAAAGGAUAAUUUGCCUCUGAAUGUUAUAAACAAUUACUUCUCUCUUGGCGUAGAUGCUCAUAUAGCUUUGGAAUUUCAUGAAGCCAGAGAAGCACACCCUGCAAAGUUCAACUCUAGGCUGAAAAAUAAAAUGUUUUAUGGACAGCUAGGAGGAAAAGAUCUAUUACAGCGAAAAUGGAAAAGCUUGACUCAUUAUCUCACUCUUGAAUGCGAUGGGAAAGAUUUUACGCCGAAAUUAAAAGAGUUGAAAUGUCAUGCUCUUGUUUUUCUCAAUAUACCAAGUUAUGGUGGCGGAACACGUCCUUGGAAUUCUUCUAUGGGCUCUUCACUACCUAGCACUGAAGAUGGUUUGAUAGAAGUUGUUGGACUUACUACAUAUCAACUUCCUCUACUACAAGCAGGUGGACACGGAACUUGCAUCACUCAAUGCAAAACUGCCAAGAUAGUAACAUCGAAAACGAUACCAAUGCAGGUUGAUGGAGAACCUUGCAAAGUGAACCCAUCAAUCUUUACCAUUUCCCUCUUGAAUAAAGCAAUGAUGUUGGCUCAUAAGAAAAUGGGUAUUCAGAACGUUGCUAGCAUGGAUGUAAGAAAUCUCGAGAUAGAAGUUUAUUAUAUCAGCAUGCCCAAUUUCGAAAGGUAUUGUUCCGAUAGAAGCGUACUUGUGAAAUCAGCCAUAAAAUUGCACAAGUUCGAUGUAGAAUAUUCGUCACACUUGAGUAAUUUUCGAGACAAUAUCAACUCAUUCCUGUCGAAUAGCAAGGACGAAUGCUUAUCGAAUGAUUGGUACUUCCUUGAUUGUGGUGUGACAGAAAAAUUACAGAAAAUAGACAGAGAAGAAGAGGACUACCACUACGUAUCAGACAUCAUCUAUGAAAAUAAUCUUUAUAUCGUAGAGUAUAUUAACGAGACGAGACCACUGACACCUAAAAGUGAAGGAAACGUUGAUGACCAAUUCGAAGGCAGAGAAGGAAAGGAGGAAAAAGUUAUGGUAAUUCGGAACAUUCCCAAGGAGCCAGCCGUAGUCAAAAAACCUCCGGCCAAAGCACCCCGAAAGACCAAUAAGGCUCCUCAGCCUGAAGUGAAGUUAGUUUUCAAGCCAAAAAAACUUUCAGAGAGAUUAUUCGAUAUGACCGACGAUGCUCUUAGGAACUAUGGGAAUCAUCAAAUCCAACUGCGUGAAACUAUAAUGGAUGCAUUCGGAACAAAAGACCCAAAAGUGGCACAAUUUCUGAAACGUCAAGGAUUCUGUUCUGCUUUGAGGAGUUCAGCAGGAUGUAAUUUACUGCACGCAGCUUGCAUAAAUGGUGACAUAGAGUUGGUGAAUUAUAUGAUCAAUUAUAUAUUCACGGACUUCAAUAUGGUGGAGCAUUUGAUGGAAAAAUAAUGGUGUCCAUUUCGAGCUUGUCGGAGUAGGAAUUAUUUCAAUUCUUUGAAUCAAGUUGUGGAGAAUAAUUAUUCUUCCUUGAUUUUUUUUCAAGCUAUUUAGUAGAAUAGAUAGAUCAGAUUCAAGUUAUUUCAUUGAUGCCUUCAUAAUGCUUGAUCAGAAAAUAGUACAUAUGAAUACAGACACAUUGAGAAGCAUGUUUAAUUGAUAAUACCUUCAAGGUAAAUUAUAAUUAUAAUUGGGGAUGUAAUGAAUUUUUCAACGAGCAUUGAAUAAAUUUAUCAUACUCUA